AUGGAUGUCCAGUCCAGGGAGCUCACAGUGACCUACAAAAUUAUCCCACCGCCGUCUACAAUGGCUCCUCAGUCUCUCUCGCAGGAGACUACCCAUAGGUUUCCUAUCACAUCUCUACCCCAAGAAUCGAAGGAAGACACCGACUCGGAGCUGAAGAGAUAUUAUGCAUCGUUGCGAGUGUCGAUUGCAGAAGCUCGCAUAAAACUCGGAGAAGAGCUGACUGCUUGGAGAGAUGCAGUAGGAAAUGCAGAACUUGGGAAGGAAAAGUCUGUAAAAGCUGAAGUCGAUGACGAAGGAGAGGAAGAGGAGAACACAGAGGAAUGA
Molecule: messenger RNA, 324 nt
Organism: Suillus paluster
Lineage: Eukaryota; Fungi; Basidiomycota; Agaricomycetes; Boletales; Suillaceae
Exons: 1
Coding region: 1-324 (107 amino acids)
Source: RefSeq, a predicted model, not a curated record